Molecule: messenger RNA, 318 nt
Organism: Protopolystoma xenopodis
Lineage: Eukaryota; Metazoa; Platyhelminthes; Monogenea; Polystomatidea; Polystomatidae
Source: the annotation of a GenBank genome assembly
AUGCUCUAUCCUUUUGUGUUUCCUCUUUUCCGUCUCAAUCGUCUAAACAAUUUCUCGUUCCAGGAGGAGGAUCGCGACACCAUGCGUGAGAUGCAACGUGACUUGGAGGCCGCCAACAAGACGUGCCGGAUUCUGCAGUUUAAAUUGCGAAAAGCCGAACGUCGAUUUGAACAGUGCGAGGCGGAGAGAGCCACUUUGGAGGAAAGAACAGCACGUCUCGAAGCUGAUCUCUACAGCGAGGCAGACAUGUCGCACAUCCGCAGUCUUGAGGUAGGCUUUUCGUCGAUUCUUUUUCGGCAUCGCCAACCUUGUGAUUGA